AAGCAAUAUGAUUUGCAGCGAUUAGCGCAGAUUGUCAAAGUAAUUCCAGUAGCAAUUGUAGUAAAGCCAACCGUCGUACUUCAUCAUGCAGAGCGAUGAAAAUAGCACAAUGUGGAAGAUGCAGAAAAAUACGAUGACAAUGUUCGCGGCAGAGAUUGUCGGUACAGGUGUUCUCGUAUUCUUCGGUUGUAUGGGGUGCAUUGGUGCCAUGGGGCCUGCACCACCUCCUCCACUGCAGACAGCAUUAACCUUUGGCUUGACGGUGAAUCUCAUAAUUAUGAUGUUAGGCCAUGUAAGUGGAGCUCAUGUUAAUCCAGCGGUCACUAUUGGUGCUGUCAUCAUUGGUCUGAAAUCAAUUCCGACAGGCGUAAUUUACAUCCUCGGCCAGUUUAUCGGCGCCACUAUAGGAUAUGGAAUUUUAAAAAUGAUAACACCAGCAGAAUUGUUCAAUGAUGGAAACCUGAAUUCGACUGCUGGUGUUUGUGUCACGGUUGUCCAUCCGGGAAUAAGCAGUCUGCAAGGUGUAUUAAUUGAGGUGUUUUGCACAAGUUGUUUACUUUGUGCAGCUUGCGCCACGUGGGACUCUCGAUGUGCUCAUACCACGGAUUCGACAGCCCUCAAAUUUGGUCUUUCAGUCGCUACUAUAUCCUUUGCUGCGAGUCCUUAUACUGGAUGUAGUAUGAAUCCAGCACGGUCAUUUGGUCCUGCAAUCUGGAACAGUGCUUGGAAAGAUCAAUGGAUUUAUUGGCUUGGUCCUAUCAUGGGAGCUUUGCUUGGAACAUAUGCCUAUCAAGUACUGUUUGCUGAAAAACAACCAAAGACGAGGAAAUCUAUUUGUUUAACUGAUGAGAAAUCAUUUGACAUUUUGCUGCAAUUGGACAAAGCAUGCAAUAUAUAAAUGACGUACAAGUUAAAUAAUUUUUUAGUUUAUAAAUAAAAAUAUAAUUAAUAUUACAAAUUA
Messenger RNA from Linepithema humile (Argentine ant), 961 nucleotides. Its product is annotated as aquaporin AQPAe.a-like. Gene Ontology annotation, biological process: transmembrane transport. The record is from RefSeq and is a predicted model, not a curated record. Gene Ontology annotation, cellular component: plasma membrane. Lineage: Eukaryota; Metazoa; Arthropoda; Insecta; Hymenoptera; Formicidae. Gene Ontology annotation, molecular function: channel activity.